Messenger RNA from Closterium sp. NIES-67, 2070 nucleotides. The record is from the annotation of a GenBank genome assembly. Lineage: Eukaryota; Viridiplantae; Streptophyta; Zygnematophyceae; Desmidiales; Closteriaceae.
CAGUUUAGGCCAAGCUUCCUGGUCCGUGGAUAUCCAUCAAAGCUCGUCCUUACACGCGCCGGAGGGGGAUUGGCUUAGCGAGGAAGCAUUGGUAGGGAUCAUUCUCAGCGUAGAAUACCGUAAGAAUGGUCGCAACGGCACGAACGGGACGCGCCAGCUGGAAUUCUUAGUUAGAACUCCCUCCAGCCUCGUUGUCCUGAAACUUUAGCUCAUCAUUCCGCAAAUAUUUCUAAAAUCAAGCUCAGUCUCCUCGGUGUGUCAGAGCGAUCCGGUGCUUGCAUUCUGAGAGCGUGACCUGUAGACUCACCUAGACGAACAAUUUGCUCUUCCUUGUGCGACCGCCUUAGCUGCACCGAAGGACGCCUCGAGGCAGCUAUAGGAUUUCCCAUCGUCCUGUCAGGUAGUCGUUUCCGAGGUUCCGAUCCGUUCCGUGUUGCAAUGUUGCUGCGAAUCACGUUCCAGGGUCCACCCGAACACACCCGACGCCCACAAUGUAGGGUGUAUUAGAAUCUCGGAAUCGGACUGAUGUCGACCUACACAUAGCGUACCUGAGUCUGACAUUAGUGUCGUAAGUACCUAGCUCUAAACGUACGUGGCUGCUGCAGUCGCUGCUGGUGGCCGUCUGGCCAUUGCGAGUGGCAAUGGAUGCACGCGACAGGCGACGGCUGUGGAAAAAAGUGAGCAUCCAUGCUAGUGACGGGGGGUUAUUCACCAUGCUCGCUUUUUUCCAUCACCAGCAGCAGCAGCGACGACAGGGGGUUAUUGCUAGUGACGGGUUAGUGCAAGUGGCAAGGGAUGCACGCGACAGGCGACGGCUGUGGAAAAAGGUGGGCAUGGUGGGAGGUUAUUGCUAGUGACGGGUUAGUGCAAGUGGCAAUGGAUGCACGCGACACGCGACGGCUGUGGAAAAAGGUGGUUUCACAGAAGCUGGCUCUUCCUGGUUCUUUCGCCAUCAGGCCGUCCCUUUUCUGCCACUUUUGAGUCAACUCAAAAGUCACCUCGUCCCUUUUCUGCCACUUCAACCACUUUUCUCGUUCCGCUCGACAGGUCCCACCCACGCACACGUCGCCUCUUACGCAUUCGUUGCUCCUGCUGUUGUGUGCGAUCGACCUUUUGCAUGCCUUUUUUGAGGGCAGCGAGGCGGCCAGAAGUGCAGCCGCCCAUCUGGUUUGCGGCGUUUCGAGCAUGCUGCUCUGUGCGCCGGAUCACGUGCCUCUUCUUCCUCUACGUGCUCACCGUGCUGCUGCUCUAUGAGAUCGGGGGAGUGGGCCACAUGUGUCCGGCGGAUCUCUCGUGCGAGUACCCCACGGAGGGCAUGUUCUGGGACCACCCCAUGCUGCCUCGCAAGCCCCCUCGAGUCGUCCGCUCCUACCUCGUCAACGCCUCCGCCGCCGCUGCUAUUGCUGCCGCUGCUGCUGGCAAUGCUACUGGCUCUGGCGCUGCUGGCAGGGGAAGGGCAGGCACCGUACUAGUGGUGGAGCAGGAGGAGGAGGAAUACGUGGUGGGGGGGCAUCUGCUGGUGCAGGAGACAGGGGAGGGGCCCGAGAAGCCUGAGAGCUGCGUGGAGCUCUGUGGGAACGUGCCGGACUGCGCCUUCUGGAUGUAUGAUAUGGGCAGUGAGAAAGGUGAGCUUGGAUGGCUGGAUACCAUAAUGGGACGGUUGGGGCAUGACGUGGUGGCGUGCCGGACUGCGCCUUCUGGAUGUAUGAUAUGGGCAGUGAGAAAGGCGAGGCUUUGCUCAUUGCACGGUCUGUGAGAGAGAUUGGGGGUCUUGUGCUGUUCUGUGUGGUGUGUGCAUAUGAGGUGGUUCGAGUUGAUCCAAGUGUGGAGCUCUGUGGGACACGUGCCUGACUGUGCUUUCUGGAUGCGUGACAUGGGCAGUGAGAAAGGCUACUGCAAGCUGUGGGCGGCAGAUCAGAACCCAUGCGAGCCCAGGGAGGGUGUUCCUGCGUUGGGCUGCCUGUCUUUCACAGCGGUGGCUGGUGCGCAACCGGUACCUGGUGGUGGGGUACUGCCCUAACCCUCGCCUUGCCUCCCUCCCCUAUUCCCUAACCCCAAGGCUACUGCAAG